UGACUUAUCUGCACGACUCGGCGUUGGGAUCCCACGGGAACCUAACCUCCAGUAAUUGUUUGGUAGACCGACGGUUUGUGCUACAGAUAUCCGACUAUGGACUUCACACUUUGAAAAGUGGUUGCAUAGAAACUGAAGACGCCCUUCGCAUGGAGCAAAGAAUGUUGUGGCGAGCACCAGAGCUGCUGCGAGACCCAAACCCACCGCCUCAGGGGACGCAGAAGGGAGAUGUGUACUCCUUCGGUAUCAUCUUGUACGAGAUUAUCGGGAGAAACGGUCCUUGGGGAGACACAAACUUGACAAAUGCGGAGAUCAUCGGGCGCGUCCGACACCCCAUAGGCGGUGUUUUGUACCGUCCAUCACUAGCCGGUGUGACCGCGAGGGCGUCUGUCAUAGCCGUGCUCAAGGCCUGUUGGAGUGAGAGACCAGACCGCAGACCUGACGUUCGACUUGUCAGACUACGCCUCAAGGAUAUGCAUGCGGACAUGAAAACGAACAUAUUCGACAACAUGCUGUCAAUGAUGGAGAAAUACGCAGCGAAUUUGGAAUCUUUGGUGGCCGUGAGGACCGACGAAUUGUACAAGGAAAAGAAAAGGACGGAUGACUUGCUAAACAGAAUGUUGCCAAGGACUGUGGCUGACGCUCUGAAGCGAGGAGAGCCAGUCCAGGCGGAGAGUUACGAGAGCGUCACCGUAUACUUCAGCGACAUCGUGGGAUUCACCAAGCUGGCUGCCACCAACUCUCCGAUACAAGUGGUGGAGAUACUCAACGAACUCUACACCAAAUGCGACUCAAUUAUAUCGUAUUACAACGUUUACAAAGUGGAAACCAUCGGUGACGCGUACAUGGUAGUUGGUGGUCUUCCUGAGAGAUGCUCGAGACACGCAGCUGAGGUGGCUUCGUUGGCACUUCAUAUGCUGGAUGCUAUCCCCAGCAUUACCAUCAACAGUAUACCAGCGGCCAAGCUUCGUAUACGUAUAGGAGUGAACAGCGGGCAAUGUGCCGCCGGUGUUGUGGGCACGAAGAUGCCAAGAUACUGCCUGUUCGGAGACACGGUGAACAUUGCGGCCCGGCUGGAGUCCACGGGAGAACCGCAGAGGAUCCACAUCAGCAACACCACUUACCAGCUGCUGAAGAAGAUUGGUGGAUACCACUUUAAAGAAAGAGGCAAUGUAUACAUUAAGGGUAAAGGAGAAAUGAAAACGUGGUGGCUGGAGGGAGAAGAUCAUGAACGCAGGCGUCAUCCUCUGUUCCGGCAUCAACUGGUUAUGGAGAACAGAAGUCCCCAAAGCGAUGUAUACGAAGAACCUCUCUGGAAUCAGCGUUCCAUGCUUAACAUUCGCGACAGGGCCAGACUCUCCUGUGGGGGCUCACUGGGACCUGGUUCCGCCCUGUCUUCUCCCGGCCCUCCAGCAUGCUCCUGUUUCGUGCCUCAAAGAGACCACCACUCAGCCCCAGUUGUCUCCUUCUGCGAAUGACGCUAAUAUACCAAAGAUAUUAAGCAGUCAUUUGAAAGCAUCGGUGGCAUGUUCGUUGAUACCUUUGGACGGAUUUGUGGCUUAAGUAGAUUUAGUUUGGGACAGAA
This is a messenger RNA of Leptidea sinapis, 1585 nucleotides long. RefSeq names its product guanylate cyclase 32E-like. The transcript has 10 exons. Lineage: Eukaryota; Metazoa; Arthropoda; Insecta; Lepidoptera; Pieridae. Bases 150 to 1478 code for a protein of 442 amino acids. The record is from RefSeq and is a predicted model, not a curated record. Gene Ontology annotation, biological process: receptor guanylyl cyclase signaling pathway; protein phosphorylation; cGMP biosynthetic process. Gene Ontology annotation, molecular function: protein kinase activity; guanylate cyclase activity; peptide receptor activity.